This is a messenger RNA of Electrophorus electricus (electric eel), 3376 nucleotides long. The record is from RefSeq and is a predicted model, not a curated record. NCBI's taxonomy places the organism in Eukaryota, Metazoa, Chordata, Actinopteri, Gymnotiformes, Gymnotidae.
GACUGCUACUUCCUGUCAGGAGAAGGACGUGUAGUUUAAUGGUAGCUUUGACACACCCGUUGAAGUUUCGCGAUCAGUUUUGGAAGAGUUUAUACAUUUUUCCAUCUGGAUGCAACACAAAUAGAGGGUGAACCACCAACAGCGAUCGGUGUUCUUUUAGUACACUGAAGUGCACUAGACAUUUUAAAUAUAGUACUAGAUUCUUUCAAGAUGACUUCAUACCUGUGGAUUUUAGUUCUGGUAUAUCUGGCGGGAGCGACGGCACAAGAUUUGAAUCUGGGUGAUGCCUUAGAUGACACAACAACUCCACCUAAACCAGAUGUAAAACAGCCCAAGCAAGGAUCAGAUGAUUUCAAUCUUAAUGAUGCCAUUGAUUCAGACACACCAAAUGAGCCCAACAAGCCUCCUCCUGCCCCGCCCAAACCUGCAGAUCCUAAGAAACCACUUGGAGGCGAUGGAUUUAGCAAUGAUGACCUGUUAGAUGUGGUUGGGGAUGAGUACAAGCCUGACCCUGGUAGAGGACAUGGAGGGCGAGCCAGUGACCCUGGUUAUGAUACCACAGGAGAUGAUACAGACCAGUCUCAAGACCUGAACCAGCUCUGGCUGCAGCUCCUGAGGUUGCUAGGAGACAACGUUCCAGAAUGCCUCCAUGCCUGGACUGACAACUUUAGACAAGUAUUAGGGUCCGUUCUAGAAAUGAUGCUGGACUUCCUGGACCCAGCGGAAGGGGAGCAGCUGUCUUAAAUGGCCUGUUGGGCAUCGGUCCUGUCGGCUACUUCUUGUGCCUGCUUACUGGAGAGGGCACAGUGCCGUGACCUACUGUUGUAAAUGUUGCUGGGUGUCAGUUGUUCUGGUUGUUGUGGUCGCACCAUCUUUUGGCUGGGACAUUAGCUGUGCUAUGGCUUGGUAAUAGGGAACCUUGGUUUUGAUCUAGAGUGAGAUAAGCAUUUUGCUUUCAUAUUUGUUUUCUAAAGGGUUUUAGAUGUUAGUUACUGAUACAAGAUCAGAUGUUAUCAUUGUUUUGUCAUGCAGUUUUAAGUUUCAGACAAAAUGCAGGAUAUUUUCACAGGGGCUGAGGUGUUUCACUAGGACACUUUGAGAGGCAUGUUUGGUAAAUUUACAGAUGUACACCCAAAGUGUACCUGCCCUCUUGAGUAAUUUUAAGUUUGACCUUUUGUGCAGGCAGCAUGUCAUUUUGGUUUGAGGCCAUUUUAGAGACCAUUUAAGGGUGCUGUUAAUUCUUAUUUUAAUUUAAUUUCAUUCAAGUAUAACAUUCAUUUUGAGAUAAAAGGGGCCAGUGCUUGGUUGUGUGUGACCAACUCCUGUGUGUGCCACUAAAUUUAGACCUUUCUCGCAACCUUUCUUCCUUCCACCCAUUCCUGUAUAUUUCUUUUUCCUCCUGGCUCUCUGUCCACCUCUUUUCCUUGCUGUGCCCUUGUCUUAAAGUGUGCCAGCCUUAAGCACACUGGAUCUCGGCAUCCAAGCACUCCGGCGGUAAACUCUUCCAUGGUUUAAUGAUAUGGUACCCCCUUCCGGAAACUUCUUUACUCUGCUGCCCCGCACCCCUGUCCAGUGCUCUAUUGUUCUCUUGUUUUAAGCAUGGUUCUUGUUCAGUCCUGUUCAGCUAAGCUAUCUUGCUGACAUUUCUAAAUAUCCUUUGUUAAUUAUAAUAUUUUCCCAAUAAGAGGCUUAACCUUAGUUCCUGGUGCUUUGAUUAACCUUAGAGCCCAUUUCUUCACACAUACCACGCAUAGCAUGAGUUCACCCCUCAGGGACGAGAGGACUCUCCCCUUUGAGCUUUACAGAAAGGAAGCCUACAUGUGUUUUUAACUUUAUAAAGAAAUGCAUGUUCUGUGAUGCAGGGAAUCAGUAGGGGCUUUUUAUUUAUGGCAGUCUUCUGCUGGGCGACUUGGUCAGUUGUUUAUAGUGUUUUCAGAAUGGUUUUUAGAAUAUUUUUUUAUUUAGUGAAGGACACUGUGAUUGUAUUGUAUGUUGUAAGUAUAGUGGUACUAGUGGGGGUUUUUUCCUCAGUAAUCUUCUGUAGUUAUAUGCUCUGGUCAUGUUGGCACACAUUUUCCAUGUUUGGCGGUGUGUAUUUCGGGGAGAUUCUUUUGAUGUGUUGUCCCGUGAGAUCAUGUGUUGUCCCGUGGCGUCCUGUGCUCUUCUAAGUCUGUGUUCCCUUUAAUAAACUCUUGGUGAAAGCUGAAACCAUUCUGAGUUUUUUCACUAGUGAGUCUAACACUAUUCUUAAUUUGCCGAGCUUGCCAUAACAGCAGUGUGACCACUGCCACUUCCAGAAUACACUGAGUGAGAGACUCGGUGUGAGCUGCCAGUAUGUACAACUGACCCUUGAACUGUACUGGUACUGGCUUUGUUAUAAAAAUAAGAUAUGCACUGGUCCUGUAUUAGUGUAAAUGAACAGCUUACAUUAUGUUGCCUUUGAUGUGGCCCAAGGUCUAAGGCAAGUUUAAUUUUCUUUACAUAGCUGAUAAUAGAGUUGGGUUGGAUAAAGUUGACCCCAAAUCAGGACUGAGAAGUCACUUCAUGUUUUGUGCCUCUGUCACACUAAAACACAAUUAAUUUGUACCAAUACAUUUAAGGGCGAUUUUAGCUAGAUUCAUCUCUGAGAGAUGUGUAGCGUAGGCUACACCUUGUCAGCAUCCUGGGUGGUGUUACGGUCCUGGUCUCUGUUGGAACUUUACUUCAGAGCUGAGUGUUCAGGAAGGAGUUGCACAUCCCACCCUGUCAUGCUUGAUUCACCACUGCAGUGACUCACUCACAUCUGAAUCACUUUCUCUUCUUCAAUAUAAGAGGGUAAUAGUCCCUGGUGAGUUUUUUAUUUUGGUUUGUUUUGUUUUAUUUGGACCAACCUGACUUCAAGUCUCCAUAAAUUCCAGGAUCUUUUUCAGCCACAUAGAUCUAAUGUGAGUAUUAUAUUACUAACUAUAACAGGAUUGGUUCUUGGGUGUUUUCUGAAUUUACUUUCAUAUUUCGAGCAGGGAAGGAGAUUCCUACACUGCCACCUUGUGGAAGAAAAAUGUACUGAAUGUACAUUAAUAACUUCAUGAAACCUAUUGUUAUUUUGGCACAUACAUUCGCUGAUAGUUCUAUAUAAAAUUUCACAUUCUCUGGCAUUCUUAAAUUAGAUUAUAUAUUGGGAGUGCUAAUUCAGAUGACUCCAUCCAGUGCAAUAUAAAUGGUACACAGUACAGGGAUACUUCAGGUUUUGUGAUCCUCAACUUCUUAGCAUUACGUUAUGGACAUUAUGGACACUUUCCCUGCAGAGUUGCUAAAAGUAUUCAGAGUGAACACGCGGCUGGUGAGUAACGGGAGCACUCCUACUCGUGUGCAUUUUUCUUUCGGUAACCGCGCGUCU